Molecule: messenger RNA, 3427 nt
Organism: Populus euphratica (Euphrates poplar)
Lineage: Eukaryota; Viridiplantae; Streptophyta; Magnoliopsida; Malpighiales; Salicaceae
Product: TMV resistance protein N-like
Exons: 4
Coding region: 22-3333 (1103 amino acids)
Biological process (GO): signal transduction; defense response
Molecular function (GO): ATP hydrolysis activity; ADP binding
Source: RefSeq, a predicted model, not a curated record
ACAUGCAGAAACCACUGCUAGAUGUUCAUGUCUUCUUCCUCUUCCUCUUCUUCUUCCUCUAGACUUGGAUGGCAUUAUGAUGUGUUUCUAAGUUUUAGAGGUGAAGAUACUCGCAAGAAUUUUACGGAUCAUCUUUACACUGCUUUACAAAAUGCAGGAAUCCAUACAUUUCGAGAUGAUAACGAACUUCCUAAAGGAGAAGAAAUCUCCUCACACCUCCUCAAAGCAAUUAAAGAGUCCAAGAUCUCGAUAGUGGUUUUCUCUAAGGGCUAUGCUUCCUCCACUUGGUGUCUUGAUGAACUUUCAGAGAUUCUUGAUUGCAGACAAACAGCUGGUCAGAUUGUUCUACCAGUUUUCUAUGAUAUUGAUCCUUCUGAUAUUAGAAAACAGACGGGGAGUUUUGCUGAAGCCUUCGAUAGACAUGAAGAACGUUUUAAGGAAGAAAUGGAGAAGGUCCAAAAGUGGAGAAAAGCUCUUGUGGAGGCUGGAAGAUUAUCUGGGUUGGAUCUUCACAGUAUCGCAAAUGGGCAUGAAUCAAGAUUAAUUCAAAUGAUUGUCGAAGAAGUUUUAAGUAAAUUGAAUCCCACAUACAUGAAAGUUGCCACAUAUCCAGUAGGUAUUGAUUCUCAAGUCAAAGAUAUCAUUUCCAUGUUAUGUGUUGGUACAAAUGAAGUUCGAAUUGUGGGAAUCUAUGGGAUGCCAGGAAUAGGCAAGACAACCAUAGCAAAAGCUGUUUUUAACCAAAUUUGUCAUCAAUUUGAAGGAAGUAGUUGCCUUUUGAACAUCAGAGAAAGGUUAGAUCAACACAGAGGUCUACUUCAACUACAACAACAGCUUCUUCGCGAUGCUUUCAAGGGAUAUAUUCGGAUUCAUGAUGAUGAUGAUGAAGAUGGCAUCAAAAGCCAAUUUUGUCGUAAAAGGGUACUUGUUAUUCUCGACGAUGUUGAUCAAUUGAAACAUUUACGUGGAUUGGCAGGAGAGCGAGACUGGUUUGGUCCUGGAAGUAGAAUCGUAAUUACAACUAGAGAUGAACGUUUACUCACACGACUUGAAGUGGAAAAAAAAUAUCACGCAAAAGGACUGAACAAUGAUGAGUCUCUUCAACUUUUCAGUUGGCAUGCCUUUAAGAAGCCCCAUCCAAUGAAAGAAUAUGUUGAGCUGUCUAAAGUUGUUGUUGAUUAUGUUGAUGGAGUUCCAUUGGCUCUUGAAGUCCUAGGCUCUAAGUUGUUUAAAAGAAGCAUCACUCACUGGAGAAGUUUUAUAGAGAAAUUGCAAAAACAUCUUCCACAUCAAAUUCAGAGGCAACUUAUAACUAGUUUGGAUGAUUUGGAUGGUGAAGUGAAGGGUAUGUUCCUUGAUAUUGCGUGUUUCUUUAAUGGUAUGGAUAAAGAUUACGUGGGAAAAAUUCUCGAUGGUCGAGGUUUUUAUCCAGAAAUGGGUUUUGAUAUUCUCGGGGAAAGAUCCCUUUUAACAGUCAACAGUGAGAAUGAGUUACAGAUGAAUAAUCUCUUACGAGACAUGGGAAGGGAGAUCAUUCAUCAAAUGGCUCCAAACCAUCCCGGAAAGCGUAGCAGACUUUGGCAUCCCGAAGAUAUAAUGGACGUACUCGAUAAAUAUUGUUCGGGCACAGAGGCAGUGGAGGGUAUCGUGCUAGACGCUCAAGCAUCAAAAGAUGUAGUUCCAAGCACAUCAUUUGCACCAAUGACAUCUUUGCAGUUGCUCAAAUUCAGUGGAGGACAAGUCCGCGGACACUACGAACAUAUUUCCAAGGCAUUGAUAUGGCUUUGCUGGCAUAAAUUCUCUUUAAAAACCUUACCACACAAAUUUCGAUUAGACAGCCUAGUUGUUCUUGACAUGCAGCACAGCAACAUCAGAGAACUCUGGAAGGAGACCGAGUGUCUAAACAAUCUGAAAGUCAUCGAUCUCAGCAAUUCUAGGUUCUAUGCUAAAACACCAAACUUCUCUGGACUCCCUAGUUUGGAGAGACUAAUUCUAGAAAAUUGCACAAGUUUAGCUGAUAUUCACCAAUCUGUUGGAGAAUUGAAAAAACUUGUUUUCUUGAAUUUAAAGGGAUGUUACGGGCUACAGAAUCUUCCAGAAAGAAUUUCUGAGUUGAAAUCUCUUGAAACGAUGAACCUGCAGAGCUGCCCUAGUCUCAAGAAAUUGCCAGAGAAAUUGGGUAAUAUGCAAGUCUUAACUGAUCUUCUAUUAGAUGAAACUGGAGUUCAGAAUCUACCCUCUUCCACUGGAAUUUUGAAGAAGCUCAAAAAGUUAUUGGUACGUGGAAGUGGACUGGAACUUCACCGUCCGCGUCAGCAAGCUUCCUACUCUGGUCGUACACGCCGGCCCCUGGAAUUUAAACUUCAGCCUCAGGAAGCUUUCCCUUCUCCGGUUUCAAAUGCCUUUCACUCGAAAGAGCUUGCUCUCAAGCAACAACCUUUCCUGCCACCCUCCUUCUCUGGUUUAAGCUCAUUGACAACACUUGAUAUUAGUAAUCGCUAUUUAUCUAACAAUGAUAUUUCCAUCAAUCUUGGGAGUUUAUCCUCUCUCCAGGAUCUGAAUUUGGCAGGAAAUGAUUUCUCCGAGUUGCCUGCCGGCAUUGGCCACCUUGCAAAGCUAGAGAAACUGGACCUGUCAUGGUGUCGAAAUCUUCUGUUUAUCUCAGAGGUCCCCUCGAGUUUAAGAGCUUUGGUGGCACGUGAUUGCACAUCAUUGGAAAAGGUGUCAAUUCAGUCAAAAACAGCGCCGGAUCUGUUACUGGGUGGCUGUGGAAAACUAGCUGAGAUUCAAGGCUUGGAGAGUGUAGAAAACAAACCAGUCAUUCGCAUGGAAAACUGUAACAAUUUGUCAAACAAUUUUAAGGAGAUUCUUCUUCAGGUUUUGUCCAAGGGAAAGCUUCCUGACGUUGUUCUCCCGGGUAGCGAUGUACCGCAUUGGUUUAUGCAAUAUCAAAUAGAUAGAUCUUCCUCAACAUUUCGUAUACCACCCAUUUCAGCUGGUUUAAGUCCAGGACUAAUUGUUUGGACUGUCUAUGCAGCCAUUGAAGUCGCCAGAUGUACACGACCGUACUUGAACAUUCAAAUUCCAACUUGCAUUUCUCUUUGUUCUGCUUCUAUUAGAAAAAAGAAAGAUGAUAAUGAAUUGUUUUAUACACUACCAUGCUUGGACAUUUCUUCAAGGCAUGGAGGUUAUGAUGGAGAUCAUUCUUGGGUGAUCUAUAUCCCAUUUAGCAGGAUUCAAGGUGCAAUAGAAGGUGGAGACGAAUUGGAAGUGUCUGUCAAGCCAGGCGAUAAUGCUAUUGUAAAGAAGUGUGAUGUUGUAAGCAAGUUAUGAUUUUUAUUGUAUAACUUUAUUAAGGAAUUAGUUGGAUUAUAUAUUAGUUGUAUUAUAACUUUCAAUAUGAAUUUCAGAGAUUCAGAUUCAGAUC